CGCGGCGUGAAUCGGAGCCACCGGCGGACCCGCGCCCCGCCCGUCCCUUCCUGUCCCGUCCCGUCCGGUCCGCGCCGACCAAGCCAUGGCGCCUGCGGCGGGAAGCUGGGCGCCGGGCCUGUGGCGCGCCUGCAACUGGCUCAUGGGCGCCUUCUUCGCGCUGGCGGCCUACGUGCAGGUGAAUGAUCCAGAUGCAGAACUGUGGAUGGUUGUGUAUACGAUUCCUGCAGUGCUCACCCUGCUUGUUGGACUUAACCCUCUUGUCACAGGUAACUUCAUUUGGAAGAGUGUCUCUGCAAUACACAUAUUCUUUUGUAUCGUGUGGACUGUCGGCUUGGCAUACAACCUCUCACUUCAUACAAAACAGAGCAUCUUACACGAGGAAGAAGGCAGGGAGCUGUUGGGGCUGGUGAUUAUCACAGCAUGGAUGAGCCUCUGCCAGACUGCAUCAAAGAACCCAGUUGGUGGAAGGAUUCAGUUGGCUAUUGCUGUGGCAGUUGCUCUCUUCCCACUGAUCUCGUGGGUCUACAUAUACUUAAACAAGGAGAUGCGGUCCUCCUGGCCAACUCACUGCAAGACAGUAAUUUAAACACAGUGAAGAAUCCUGUUCUUAAAAUGAGUUUUCAAUUUUUUAUAAACAUGGUUGUAACAAGCCAGUUUCCCUGGAGUUUAUUUCAGGUAAUCUGAGUUAAUACUAGAGAUGAUUUAAAAAAAAAAAUCCUAAGAACUUUUUAAGGCUGCCUACAACCCAGGACUGGAUGGGACCAGUAAGAGAGACAGGCUAUGACAUCCUGCUGUGUCACAGUGCAGUGGGAAGGGCAGUAGAGCAAAAGUUAAGAAGUAUGAAUUGUAACUCAGCUUCAUCAUGAUCCAUGUGACUCUGGCAAAUAUAUAAACCUCAUGUAGAUAAUUCUUUAUCUAUAAAACAUGAUGGAUAUGAGACAGCUUACUUACACAGCUGCAAGGAUUAAACUAGAUGAUAUGAGACGCCUCUGAAGAUAUGAAGUGCUUACAAAGGGCUGCAUGCAAUAACAUAGAGGGAAGCAGGGUUUGAGUAACACGACAGAAACAGCAGUGUUAAGAGAGGGCUGUACCCCGAAAGUAGGCUCAUCAUACUGAACUGGUACCCAGCCGUGAAUUAAACGAGGACUCCAGGUGAACCAAAUGAACAAGCAUGUCUUGGAAAGAAAGAAAAGUUAGCUAGAAUAUAGGAAUUUGGGGACAAAAAGAAGGAAAUAGAAAAUAUUAAUUACUUUGUAAAUGAAAAAGACCAAAAGCUAGACACAUAUUUUGUAAUGAAUGUCAGAAGUAACCCUGGAGAGAUUGUUCAGAGCUGUACAAUCUGGUAGCCAUCAGCCACUGCUGCAUUGAGCACGUGAACCGUGCUUACUGAAGAAGUAGUUUUUACUUUCUUCCUUUUAAUUUAAAAACAUCAAUUAUUAGAAAACUUAUGUGUGUCUGGAACACUUGUUUUAAGUCUGUUUGUAACAUCUUGGAUAUGUGAAUCUGCUUCUUCAAAUGCAAAUUUUAUAUCUAAAUACAGACCAAGUAUUUCCAAUGAAAAUUUAAUGUCCAAAUGGAUGGAUUAUAAAUAUAAAAUACAUACUAGAUUUUAAAGACUUAGUAUAAAAAGAAUGUAAAAUAUUUUUAUAUUGAUUACACUUUGAAAUAACAUUUUAGAUGUACUGGGGUAAAUAAAAUGUAUUAAAAUUAA
Messenger RNA from Camelus dromedarius (Arabian camel), 1714 nucleotides. RefSeq names its product transmembrane protein 220 (gene TMEM220). The record is from RefSeq and is a predicted model, not a curated record. The transcript has 6 exons. NCBI's taxonomy places the organism in Eukaryota, Metazoa, Chordata, Mammalia, Artiodactyla, Camelidae. The coding region runs from base 86 to 589 and encodes 167 amino acids.